GCUUACUAACCAGUGGCAAGUUAAGUUGACAGUCCGAAAAAAGCUACAGCGAGGUGCGAUGGAGUGGGUGCGUGUCACCCUGAAUAUGAGCAACAGCAGCAACCCUUCUAGCGCAGCCAAUGGAAGCGUUUGGGAAGGGGUGGACCUACAUGAUUUCUACCGAGAGCGACUGACCGUCACCCAUCUACAGAAUCUGGUACUGGUCACCCUCUACGUGGUCACCUUCCUCCUCGCCACUUCAGCCAAUUCCAUGGCUCUCUUGGUAUUUUGGAGAUUCCAGCACAUGCGUUGCCUGUCCAAUUCCUUGCUGAUCACCCUGGCAGUGUCCGAUCUUCUCGUCUCCAUCGUCUGCAUGCCCAUGGCCAUCGGAUUUUACACCUACAAGUUGUGGAUCUUUGGGGAAGUCAUGUGUAAACUCGCUAACUAUCUGCAAGGUGUAGCGGUGGCGGCUAGCGUCUUCACCAUGACUGUGAUGAGCUUGGACCGAUACAUGGUGAUCUGCCAUCCUAUAGCAUUUCGGAAGCACCUCUAUCGGCGUCACGUGGGAUGGAGCAUCCUUCUGGUGUGGGUGCUGGCAUUGCUUCUCUUCGUCCCGGUGUUGAUCGUAAGAGAGACACACGGUGUCAUACUGCAUGCUGGAACAAGCCGCGAGCUGUCCUUCGUUUACUGCGUGGAGGACUGGUCCAGCGAUCGGGCUCGGGAGGGGUUUGCCUUUGCUACCUUCACCCUGGUCUUCGUGCUGCCCGGAGCUACCAUGGCCGCUGCCUACUGUAGAAUUGGAGUCCGGCUCUGCGGAGGUAACACAGGCCUCAACCGGUCAGAAGGACAUGCGGGAAAACAGUGUGUGACUUUCCGCAUCCAGAAUAUAAUGGAACGCCGGAAGCUGGUGGCCAAGCGAUUCCUCAUCUUGACCACAGUGUUCGCCAUCUGCUGGGUGCCCUACAACAUCGCCACUCUCCUCCUGGAUUUCCAAGUGAAUGGUAAUAUGGACGCCCACCUAUCCAUGUUCCUGCCCUUCGGCCUAUACCUAGGUCACGUGAAUAGUGCCAUUAAUCCCCUCCUCUACUGCUGGGUGAACAAGCGAUUCCGGAAGUGCGUGGCCCUCACCUUCCGGUGCGGAAAAACUCGUGAUGCUGUUUGGGAUCGAAGAAAUGUGUUUCAAUGUCAGGAGUAUCCCAUGACAGUUGCAGCCAGUCUGAGAUCCUCGUCGCUUGUCUGGAAGAAGUCUUUGCGCAAGAAGGAUUCGCAGACUCUCAGGGAAAGAACAAGAUCCAUCAAAGAUGGCGCGGCAACCAGUGCCACUCUUAACUCUGGAGUAUCUUCCAAAGACUAG
Molecule: messenger RNA, 1333 nt
Organism: Argiope bruennichi
Lineage: Eukaryota; Metazoa; Arthropoda; Arachnida; Araneae; Araneidae
Product: QRFP-like peptide receptor
Exons: 8
Coding region: 59-1333 (424 amino acids)
Biological process (GO): G protein-coupled receptor signaling pathway
Cellular component (GO): membrane
Molecular function (GO): G protein-coupled receptor activity; peptide binding
Source: RefSeq, a predicted model, not a curated record